This is a messenger RNA of Puntigrus tetrazona (Sumatra barb), 1101 nucleotides long. RefSeq names its product glutathione S-transferase kappa 1-like. Gene Ontology annotation, biological process: glutathione metabolic process. Gene Ontology annotation, cellular component: mitochondrion; peroxisome. The coding region runs from base 291 to 1007 and encodes 238 amino acids. The transcript has 8 exons. NCBI's taxonomy places the organism in Eukaryota, Metazoa, Chordata, Actinopteri, Cypriniformes, Cyprinidae. The record is from RefSeq and is a predicted model, not a curated record. Gene Ontology annotation, molecular function: glutathione transferase activity; glutathione peroxidase activity.
CCCAGAGACUGUACGUGUGAAGCACAUGAAACAUACUGAUCCCAGCUAAGCUGGUUUGCUAACCACCAUUAAAUAUAGACAUGAGACAUGGUGGAAGACCAGUGAUUUCCAAAAAGGAAAAAAGACUUCCAAACACGUUUGGAGAAAGUUUAAAAGGGAGAGCACAAGACAGACAGUAAAAGUUAGGGUUCUUUCUUUGUAGAUCCCAACUCUUAGUGAUCUCCAACCUGCAGCUACACUCUUCUCCUGUUUAAAGGAAUCAGAAGACCAAGAACAACAACGCGGCAAAGAUGUCCAGUUCAACAAAAGUGGUCAAGUUGUUCUAUGAUGUCAUCUCUCCUUAUUCCUAUCUGGCAUUUGAGGUGCUGUGUCGCUAUAAAAAUGUUUGGAACAUCGAACUCCAAUUAAAACCGGCAUUUUUAGGAGGAGUCUUUCGUGGUUCAGGUAACCAGGAACCUGGACUGGUCCAGAAUAAGUUUUGUUACAUGGUGACAGACUUGAAGCAGCUGUCUGAGUUCUAUGGGGUCCCUGUGAAUCCACCUUUGCCCUGUAAAAAAGGUACUUUGAAUGUGAUGCGUUUUGUGACAGCUGUAGCUGAGAAAGAAAAAGAGAGAGGUGUGCUGGUGGAAAGGGUAUCUAGAGAGCUCUGGAGGAGUAUCUGGUGCACUCAUCAGGACAUUACCCAUCCUGCCUUACUCACUGAGGCGGGAUUAAAGUCAGGUCUCUCAGCCAAUGAGGUGGAGGAACUUCUAAUCCUUUCCAAAUCUCAGCAAAUCAAAGACAGGCUGAGAAAUGUGACACAAGAAGCACUGGACUAUCAAUCCUUUGGUCUUCCAUACAUUGUUUGUCUUGUGAACGGGAAGACUGAGGUCUUCUUUGGUUCUGAUAGAUUUGAGCUCAUAGCCCAUCGAAUCGGAGAGAAAUGGGAGGGACCUCAUCCUGAUCAACACUCCACCUUAUGUGUCAGAGAAACAACUGUGCGGCCUUCAUUAGAGUUAUAUGUUUAAACUUCACUUUUUGUGGUAGCUUUGUAAAUUUAAGCUCUGUAUAUCACAUCACUGUUCAAUAAAAAACGUUCUCAGUUUUCAUGAGUAUUGUAAU